CCACCAUAAAAAAAAGAGAAACUCAUCUUUCUUGUUUUCACAGGUACCUGAUUCCAUCUCGAUCGCAAUGAAUCAACCACUUCUACAGGUUACAUUGCCCGUCCUCUCGAAUGUUCUUGGCAAUAACACAGUUGCGGGUAUUCUGGCUGUCGUGAACUUGGCUCUCAACACCAUCACUGCCACGACUGCUGUACUCAAUAAGCAUGGCAGGAACAGUUACGAAAGCUACGCGUCAUCACUCAAGAACCAAGGCUAUGAAGACUAUACUGGACAAAAUGCAUACCGUGGACAAGGGGAACAGCAUGCUCAAGGCACACCAUUCCAAUCCCUGGUUAUGAACACACUGGCUACGGCUUUCUCGUCAAUUAACACGGCGUUUGCCUCGGUAACACAUUCAGAGACGCCUUUAACGACAUACAUCCUGGUUGCGGUGUUAUCCUAUGUAGCUUUUAAAAUAACCUAUGCCGUUGUAUCAUGGGUUGUACGCUCUGUCCUCAACUUGAUCAAGCUGACGAUUAUUGUUACGAUCGUUACUUCUAUUGUUUGGUUCAUCAUUAACAUAACCUCGGCCUCUAGAGGCUCAGACUCGAAUACUGGGCGGCAGCAUCGUCAUCAGGACCCUAUCUCGCAACUACUUUAUUCGUUACAGAACAAAUUCCAAGCAGAAUUUGAGCGACAGCAGCAGUAUUUACAAGAUCCAUAUGUUUAUUAGUAUUUUUUUGUUAUAAUCUUUAUUAAAAGCAAAUCACGUUUUUUUCUGAGC
Molecule: messenger RNA, 763 nt
Organism: Lobosporangium transversale
Lineage: Eukaryota; Fungi; Mortierellomycota; Mortierellomycetes; Mortierellales; Mortierellaceae
Exons: 1
Coding region: 68-712 (214 amino acids)
Source: RefSeq, a predicted model, not a curated record